AUGGCCUGUAGUCCGCAGUACCAGGAGGCUGUGGACCAGUUCUGUCUAAGCCGCUUCAGUCUGGACCUGGACCAACUGGACCAGAGCCGGUGGUGCGACUGGGAGGAGACGCUGGAAUCUUACUCGGAGCUCACAAACUGCUCGUUCGUGGUGGCACUGAAGCUCGGCUGCUAUUGGCCGAACCGGGAGGUCGACGCCCUCUUUGUGGGCGUGCACCAGCGGUACUUCAGCGACUGUGCUCUAAUUGGACGGCUGCUCCGGGACCCGCCCACUCAGGUGUGUGGGCCAAUCAUCAUGGGCCCAGUGCUGGUGACGCUGCUCAUGACUGCCCUGGUGGUGUGGAGGAGCAAGCGCAGCGAGGGAGUGUUGUAG
Knipowitschia caucasica is the source of this 372-nucleotide messenger RNA. NCBI's taxonomy places the organism in Eukaryota, Metazoa, Chordata, Actinopteri, Gobiiformes, Gobiidae. The record is from the annotation of a GenBank genome assembly.